Asterias rubens (European starfish) is the source of this 3766-nucleotide messenger RNA. RefSeq lists its product as uncharacterized. The transcript has 8 exons. Lineage: Eukaryota; Metazoa; Echinodermata; Asteroidea; Forcipulatida; Asteriidae. Gene Ontology annotation, molecular function: chromatin insulator sequence binding. Gene Ontology annotation, cellular component: chromosome. The coding region runs from base 162 to 3029 and encodes 955 amino acids. The record is from RefSeq and is a predicted model, not a curated record. Gene Ontology annotation, biological process: regulation of transcription by RNA polymerase II.
CACACAAUACUCGGUCGGUUUUCUACUCAUUGAGUCUUGACCAGCGUGAGAAUAACUGCUUUAUAUUUUAGAAUUGUUUAUAAUUUAAAAGAUGAAGUCAAUGUUAUGUGGUGAAGUAGAAAGGGCCCAGUCAGUAUGAACAUAUGAAGUCCAGUAUGACCAUGAAUAGGAAGAAGAAAGGAGCGUCUUGUGCAGUUGGCGGGUGUUCAAAAAAUGUCGCAAAAAACCCCGAGGUACAUUUUCUGAAGUUUCCUGAGGACCCUUUUACGCGUCGAGGAUGGCUCAACUUUGUGAACGAAACAAGAACAGACUUUAAAUUGAUACUGGCGUCGAGGAUAUGCAGUGCACAUUUUGAGGCCAACUGCGAAGUAGAAUCUGUGAGACUCAAACGCCAAUUUGGCUUGACAAAACAGUUUCGUCUGAAGCCUGGUUCAGUACCAACAUUAAAGGAACCGUCCUCGAACUGUGCAAAGCCAGCAACGGCCACCGACACUGUCCCUGGCGGCAGUGCUAGCUACCGUCAUGACCGUAGCUACUGGGAGCCUCCGGCUGGCGGCAGGAGCAAUAAGAGCAACGAAGACCCGAACUUGCCAUUCAAGCGUCGGCGAUCAGGGGGAGCGUUUCAGAAAAGAGAACAUGCCAGGGUACUUCUCGAAGCUUUUCAAGCAUAUGAUGCCAAGUAUUGUGGAGGUUCGGGGUCAGGAGCAGUGUCCGUGCAUGAUGAACAGAAAUCAACAACAGGUAAAGAUAAAGAUGGUGGCAAGGUGCGAGAUGGUAAGCUACCAACCAAGACUGCAAGCUCUUCUAAAACGGCUCCAGAUGGUGGCAAAGUGCGAGAUGACGAACUAACAACCAAGACUACGAGCUCUUCUCAAACGACUUCAGUUGGUGGCAACGUGCGAGAUGAUAAACUACCAACUAAGACUGCAAGCUCUUCUCAAACGGCUCCAGAUGAUAGCAAAGUGCGAGAUGAGAAUCAACAAACCAAAACUGCAGACUCUUCUGGAACGACUUCAGAUGGUUGCAAGGUGCGAAAUAUUGACCUACCAGCUAUGAUUGCAGACUAUGCUACUGUGAUUAUUAUUUUUAAGGAUGGCAAAGUGCGACAUAGGAAUGGAUCAAAUGAGAUUGCAGUCUCUUCUGCGAUGCCAAAAGAUGAUAGCAACAUACCAGAUGAUAAUGCACUUUCUGAGAUUUCAGACACUUCUGCGGUGACUACAGAGGAUGGCAUGGUGCGAGAUGAAAAUGUAUCGACCAAGAUUAACGACUCAUCUCCGCUGACUACAGAGGAUUGCAUUGAAGUGCAGGAGCAGAUCAAUAACGGAGUUGAAGAUGGUGUACAUCUAUAUGAAGGGCUACAGAGUUUCAUUCCAAAUGAGUUUAGCAGAUGGGAGAACCUUCGAGAUCAAAUGCUCCCUCAUUCCGAUCUUCUUAAAUACACUAGGAGGGUCGUUGAGGAUGAGUUUACUUCAUGGAGUGACGAUGAGGCAUUUACCAGUUAUCUAUUGGACUGCUUAGAGUUGGAUCUGGCCCACGGAAGCGAGAUAAACCAAGAAGGAGAUGAAGACGAAGAAGUACAUACAGAGCUUCAUAGGAUAUUCCCUCAUGAAGCCGGACGAUGGGAGACACUAAGAGACAGAAUGAAGAAACUCCCAUACUUUGAUCGAUAUGUCAAUUAUCCAGACAGGCCUAAAUGGAGAACAGACGAACUGUUCACAUCUUGUUUACUGGAUCGCUUAGAGGAGCAACUGGAAAACCUACAGCAAGCUAAGAAGAGGGAGGAGUGGUCUGAACAAUAUCACCAAGAAGAAGAAGAAGAAGAAGAAGAAGAAGAUGUAAUAGUAAUAGAAGAUGAAGAAGAAGAAGAAGAUGUAGUAAUACUAGAAGAAGAAGAAUCAGAAGAAGAAGAAGAGGAGGAGGAGGAUGAAGAAGAACCCUACGAUGAUCCCAACGAUUCAGAUUAUGUGCCAGAGUAUAUCGAGCGACGCCCUCGCAGAAGACGUGGACUAACUCUUCUCCCCAAAAAAACAAAUGAAUCAUCGUCAGACAGCUGGGACAGUGAUGAAAUGGAAGAAGACACUGACAAGAUGCCAAAGCAAAAAGUGCAUCAGUGUAACAUUUGCAAGGAGCAUUUGCCAACAAAGGUCCACGUUAUUGAGCAUUAUUCGACGCAACAUAAAGAGGUGCAUAACAACAAAACCCCAUCUAAGAAGACCACGUCACUACCGCCUACAAUGAAAGCGGAAGAUUUCUCAACGGUGCUGUGGUUUUGUAAACAAUGUGAAAGUUACGUGGCAGAUUUGAAGCAGCAUAGACGAGAGAACCAUCAAGUCUGUCAAGUUUGUGGAUUUGUCAGUGCCUCGCAUACACUUCUACUGCAACAUAUGGAGCAACACACCAAAACUGAGGAGGAACGCAGAAACCUACUGUGUGAUUAUUGUGGAAAGCGCUACGUCACUCGGAAUGCAUUCAAAAUGCACCUCAAGGUGCAUCGCGGAGAGAAACUAAGGAAACAUAAAUGCGACAUUUGCAACAAAGUGUUUAUUAUGAGACAGGCUCUAAAGCAGCAUAAGCUAAUUCACAGCAAUGAACAAAAUUUUGAGUGCAAUGUUUGCGGUCGUCGGUUCACCCAGAAGUACAACAUGUUUAAGCACACCCGUAUCCAUACUGGGAUUAAACCCUACUCAUGUGACCUUUGUGACGAGUCUUUCAACCAUAACAUCAGUCUCAAGAAUCAUAAGAAGAAAAAACAUGGCAUCGAUUGGUGGAGUAAAAACAGUUUAGCAGUGACAACUCUACCAAAGUCACCUCGUCGAAAGUCUGCAAAAAAAGAAUCUCUACCAAAGUUGUCUCAACAAAAGUCUGCCAAAAAGGACCCUCUACCAAAGUCAACUCGUCGAAAGUCUGCCAAAAAAGACCAUCUACCGAAGUCACCUCAUCGAAAGUCUGCAAAGAAAGGACCUCUUCCAAAGUCACCCCUGCGAUUGUCUGCAAGAAAAAGAAAACAACUUAAAGGAAUUGAUCCCUAAAUGCUUAUAGGAACUUAAAGGAACCUAAAAGAACUUACUUUGUAACUUAAAGGAACUUAAAGUCAAAGAAGAAGCCAUUUGAAGAAUAAUUAAAACUUGUUUUGCGGGAACUAGUGCCCGAGCGGGCACUAGUCUUUGCAAAUAGUGCCAGGUUACAGCGCCCUCUCUGUUCUUAUAUUUCACAUAAAACACUUUUGACUGGCACAAUUCGGUAACUAGUGUACGUCUAUUCCCCUCGGGCCUGUGAGUGACCAGAAGAGGGGUCUAUUUCUCCUGGUCACUCAAAGUCCCUCGGGUGAAUAGACGUACACUAGUUACCAAAUUAUGCCAGUCAACAUGUGUAUACUGGUGAUGACUGAAGCAUGUUGAAACGUUGCUUUAACUCACUCUGGGGCAUUGAUGUGCACCAUCACAAAAUACUUGAAGAGCGGACUCAAAGAAUUUGUAAGAAUUAGACCUUCACUUUUGUUUACUCAUUAUAAGUCAUUUAUUAAAACAAAUUGUUUAAAUGAUGCAAGUUUGAUUUGUUCAAGAAAAUGCAACUCAAAUAAAUGCGGGGCUUUGGUGUUAUUCAAGGCUUGACUCCCUGAGUACAUGUAUACAUCACAAGUAGAACACUUGCUUACGACAUUACAGCACACACAACACUCAGUCGGUUUUCUACUCUACGAGUCUCGAAACUAUUAAAGGCAGUGGACACUAUUGGUAAUUACUCAAAAUAACUAUUGGCAUAAAAC